UGGCCGUAUGACUGGUCCAGAGAGAGUCAGCAGCAAAGCAGCUCAAAGAUGGAGUAGGACCUGUGCACAUACACACUCUUACACAUAUUCUUAAUAACACCGCCUUGCUCCAACUGAAGCGCAGCCAUGCAGGAAUCUCCUGGCUCUAUUGGUGUGGAUGGAGGUUAUGCCAGUAAUGUGCCUGCCUUCCUCACCAAACUGUGGACCCUGGUCGAGGACCCGGACACCAACCACCUCAUCUGCUGGAGUGCUCCUCCACAAUCUGGCUUACAGAGUCCUCAAAAUACUGGGACCAGCUUCCAUGUGUUCGACCAGGGCAGGUUUGCCAAAGAGGUCCUGCCAAAAUACUUCAAACAUAACAACAUGGCCAGCUUUGUUCGUCAGCUCAACAUGUAUGGCUUCAGGAAGGUGGUGAACAUAGAGCAGAGUGGUCUGGUGAAGCCAGAGAGAGACGACACAGAGUUUCAGCACCUCUACUUCCUGCAAGGCCACGAACACCUGCUGGAGCACAUCAAGAGGAAGGUCUCCAUCGUGAAGAGUGAAGAGACUAAAGUACGGCAGGAGGACUUGAGUAAGCUGCUGUAUGAAGUACAGGUACUGCGCAGCCAACAAGAGAACAUGGAGUGUCAGAUGCAAGAUAUGAAACAUGGUCUGUCUUACUCCUCCAGGCAGAAUGAGGUGCUGUGGAGAGAGGUGGUCUCACUGAGACAGAACCACACCCAGCAGCAGAAAGCCAUGAAUAAGCUGAUUCAGUUCCUUUUCAGCCAGAUGCAGUCAAACACACCCAGCACUGUAGGAAUGAAGAGAAAGCUUCCCCUUAUGUUGGACGAUGGCUCAACCACGCCCCCAGCCUCCAAGUUCAGCCAUAACCACCAAAUGGAGCCAUUCCAUGAACCGUUCUAUAUCCAGUCGCCAUCCACAGAAACAGCCUCUUGCUCCAAUAGUGCAAUGACAGGAGGACCAAUCAUAUCAGACGUUACUGAAAUGUCACAACCCAGCAACAUGCAAAUGCAAACAGAGGAGACAAGGGAUAAGUGUAUGAUGCUGAUCAAAGAGGAGCCAGGGAGCCCAGGGGUGCGAGGCCGGGGGGAGGGGGUCCCACUGGGCUCCUGUGAGGUGUGUUCUGAACCCCCCGUCCUCCCUGUUGCCAUGGUACAAUCCGUCCUGGAGGGCCGAGGGUCUGGAGCAGACAGGAGGCUCAAGAGACCUGCUCUGGAGAGGCCUGAGGUACCUGAUGCUGAAGAGAAUGUGGACAUGAGUCUGGAGGACCUGCAGCUUCUCCUGAGGACCCACCAGCAGAGUGUGGAGCCCACCACAGCUGUCAUGGAUCCAUUCAAUUUCAACCUGCCCUUGAGUGAGUGGAACUUUACUGAUAUGGAUUCCAACCUGAAAUCAUACAUGUUUCAGAGUCAGGAGGCAGAGGCUUACCCCAACGCUGGUUGUGAGGAACAGUGAUGGCUUGACAGAUCCGCUGGCACAUGCUUGUCCUGACAAAGGCAGGCCAGAAAACAAGACAUUCCUCAAGGCUCUCAGAUUUGUUCCAUCCCCUGUCGCCAUGUUUUAGAUCCAGCCUACCUGACCCAAUGUGACCAGAGCAGGAGGGAUUCUUGUCACUCAGAGCUCUGUGGGCCUAUCUUCCAUCCACUAGGAUGUCCGUUCUGGGGAGUUUUCAGAAGCACUGUAUAGCUUUUCAGAGAACCAGAGUUGAAUCUAUUUGGAAUUAUUCAGACUUCUUUCACUGAUGUUCAACAGUUUUACUGGUGGGGACCCUGGCAGUUGUCACUUCAAAGGCUGACCUGCAGGACAUCCUAACAUAAGCAAUGGCUUCUCUCCUAAAGCUGGACUGAUCUACAGUCAGAAAGCCUGACUGAGGGAUCUUAAUUCAUAAAAGACCAACCGACCAGUUGACAUUUCAAGGAUCAAUUCCGAGUACAAAAGUGGAGUUUGGAGUAUAACCGGCACUAUUACGAAGUUCCAAUAUUCUCUGCCAUCAUGCCAACGGUAGUAUGAAAAGUUGCAUCAUACCACGGUGGCCCUGGUUUGUAAGCACUUUAGUCUCUGUGUGAGAGUUUCUGCUUGUGGAGCAGAUUUUUUUCCAAAAUAGCAUAUUUGGUUGUAUAAAAAUAUUCUCAUGACAAAUACUAUAUUUGUAUUUAAAAAUGAUAUUCAUAAGAUAACAGAAAUAGUGUUACUUCUCUUCUGUAUGUUUUAAUGUGAGAAGUCUAGGAAAUAUUUGAUGAUAGAAUUCCCAUUUGAAAAAACAAUGAAGACACCAUACAUUG
Salvelinus sp. IW2-2015 is the source of this 2282-nucleotide messenger RNA. RefSeq names its product heat shock factor protein 4-like. The record is from RefSeq and is a predicted model, not a curated record. Bases 127 to 1455 code for a protein of 442 amino acids. Gene Ontology annotation, biological process: regulation of DNA-templated transcription. The transcript has 14 exons. Gene Ontology annotation, molecular function: sequence-specific DNA binding; DNA-binding transcription factor activity. Lineage: Eukaryota; Metazoa; Chordata; Actinopteri; Salmoniformes; Salmonidae.